AUGAGGUGAGGAAAGCACAGUGAAAUGUGUGGGGGUGAGUAGAGGAUUUAGAGACAGAGCAUGCGUUUAUGUUUUGUGUAACUAUGUGUUGUUGAUAGUGUAAUUACAGUGAAAAUAUGUGGUUCUCUGUAGCUCACUUAAAGCUGCAAUAUGUAACUUUUUGGGUGACCUGAGCAAAUUCACAUAGAAAUGUGUGUUAAAGAUCUGUCAUUCUCAUUGAAAGCAUGUUUAAGAAGCGGUAUAUCUGUUCUAUGUGCACUAUUUCUAUGCUCCCCGUUCUUAAGUUAUGUUUUUGUGUCUUUUACUUUCGGUUUUGUACACCAGAUUCAAACAGCUGAAAAUACAAUAUUUUUGGUUAUAGAUGGUACAAUGAUUCUCCACACUAUACUUGCUUGUUUUGUCACAUAAACUGAAAUUAAGUGGAAAUGGUGGAGCGAUUUCUGCGUAGUACAUCUUUAAUAGAACAUGGCGCUUGCAAUGUCAGGAUAGUGUGUUCGAUUUCUGGGACCACCCAUACAUAAACUGUUUGUUUGCACGCAUGAUUGUAAGUCGCUUUGGAUAAAAACGUCUGCUAAAUGGCAUAUAUAAUAUACAGGUAUAGGAGAAGUGUUACCAUGUUUAUCCCCUUCCCCAGUCUGUCAAGACAUGUUGCGUGCACACUAACCCAUCCUGCCCCAACAGCUCUAACCCUUAACUGGUUUGACACAACAGCUCCAACCCUUAACUGGUUUGACACAACAGCUCCAGCCCUUAACUGGUUUGACACAACAGCUCCAGCCCUUAACUGGUUUGACCCAACAGCUCCAGCCCUUAACUGGUUUGACCCAACAGCUCCAGCCCUUAACUGGUUUGACCCAAUAGCUCCAGCACUAACUGGUUUGACCCAACAGCUCCAACCCUUAACUGGUUUGACCCAACAGCUCCAGCCCUUAACUGGUUUGACCCAACAGCUCCAACCCUUAACUGGUUUGACCCAACAGCUCCAACCCUUAACUGGUUUGACCCAACAGCUCCAACCCUUAACUGGUUUGACCCAACAGCUCCAACCCUUAACUGGUUUGACCAAACAGCUCCAGCCCCUCACUGGUUUGACCCAACAGCUCCAGCAACAACUGAUUUGACCCAAGCCCACUACACACUUCAACUAAGACUCAUCAGUGAUGCUAGUGUUUCAGCUCCGGCCUGAUACCUCAUCUCCAAUUGGUCCAUUAGGAAUCACCAUGCACGAGACUCCUAAUGGACCCAAAUCACUGACCAGGGGGUUAGGAGUUAGGGGUUAGGGGCUAAUUGAGGAAGUUAAGGAGGAUGCAUAGCUAGAGUAACCUACAUCCACACAUAGAGUACCAGUCAAAUGUUUGGACACACCUACUCAUUCCAGGGUUUUUCUUAAUUUUUUACUAUUUUCUACAUUGUAGAAUAAUAGUGAAGACAUCCAAACUAUGAAGUAACACAUAUGGAAUCAUGUAGUAACCAAAAAAGUGUUAAACAAAUCAAAAUAUAUUUUAUAUUUUAUAUUUGAGAUUCUUCAAAUACCCACCCUAUGCCUUGAUGACAGCUUUGCACACUCUUGGCAUUCUCUCAACCAGCUUCAUGAGGUAGUCACCUGGAAUGCAUUUCAAUUAACAAGUGUGCCUUCUUAAAAGUUAAUUUGUGGAAUUUCUUUCCUUCUUAGUGCAUUUGUGUUGUGACAAGGUAGGGUAUACAGAAGAUAGCCCUAUUUGGUAAAAGACCAAGUCCAUAUUAUGGCAAGAACAGCUCAAACAAGCAAAGAGACACGACAGUCCAUCAUUACUUUAAGACAUGAAGGUCAGUCAAUACGGAACAUUUCAAGAACUUUGAAAGUGCAGUCGCAAAAACCAUCAAGCGCUAUGAUGAAACUGGCUCUCAUGAGGACCGCCACAGGAAUGGAAGACCCAAAAACAAAGUAUACCCAAAUAAUCAUUUUAAUGAGACCUGAAUGUAUAGUUUUUCUACCCACCUUUUAGUCCUGUAAACAAUUUUACACAUUCCCUCCCUCCCUCUACUUCUUUUUCCUUCCCUGUGUGGGUGUGUGUGUGGGUGUGUGUGUGGGUGUGUGUGUGGGUGUGUGUGUCCCCGGCUCUCUUGUCCUUUUGGUCAUCGUCUGUAUUGUGACUCUGCUCAUUUGAGAGUGAGUGUUGCCUCCUCUCGUUUCUUUUUUCUUUCUUUCUACACACACUGGGUUAGAGCCCUUUCUUUCUCUCCCUCUCUGUCUUUCACAUUCUCUCUAUCUGUCUGCUUCGAUGUUUAUCCCCCUCUCUCUUUCUGUCUGACCGUCAGUCGUUUCACGCUGCAUUUUGCCCUUUGUUUCCAAGGUGCAAUUAGAGUUGUUUUGGAUACGAGCAGACAGAGGGUUGUACACACACACACACACACACACAAACACGCGCACACACACACACACAUACACUGACACACUCACACACAGCCUGUUGUUUUAUAAUGUUCCUCUGAGUCUGAUUUACACCCAGAGUCUAUGGGAACUGCGCUGACAGGGCUUUGAUGAGCCUUUAUGAAGAGCCAUAGAUUAUAGAUCUGUCAGGUUAGAUACCACGUCAUGUCUUACCAUUCCACUGUAAUGCUAUUGCAUAUUGGGGGAAUUCUGACCCGAGUUAAGUGCACGUAAAUGGAAUGUAAUUCCCUUUUUAUUUCACUUUUCUCUCUUUGCAUACUUAAGCAUGAGAAUAGCAUAUUCACCCACAAUUUGUUUGGGGUGGAGAUCACAGUGGAGGUGUGGCGGAGGUGUGUCUACAGAUAAGGCCGUGUUCUGACCUUGACUUAAUUCCCUAAUUAUUCCACCACCUUUAAGCGCGAGGAAACCAUGAAUAAGGUCGAGCGAACCUGCUUGUUCCAAGUGGAAAAAGCAUCUACUAUCUUUUUUCAGAUAGAAUUAACACCAUUCUCAUUGCACUGUAUAUAUUGAUACGAGCUUUUACGCUGCUACUCUCUGUUUAUUAUCUAUGCAAAGUCACUUUAACUCUACCUACAUGUACAUAUUACCUCAAUUACCUCAACUAGCCGGUGCCCCCGCACAUUGACUCUGCACCGGUACCCCCCUGUAUAUAGCCUCCCUACUGUUAUUUUAUUUUACUGCUGCUCUUUAAUUAUUUGCACAUUUUAUUUUUUACUUAUCAAUUUUUUACUUAACACUUUUUUUAACUUUCUUAAAACAGCAUUGUUGGUUAUGGGCUUGUAAGUAAGCAUUUCACUGUAAGGUCUAUACCUGUUGUAUUCGGCACAUGUGGCAAAUAACAUUUUAUUUUAUUUUAUUUGACAAGCGCUAAGUAAAUAAUUUUUCUUUAUGAUCCCUGGAGACAAAUGUGAAACCAGUCAUAUUGAAGCAAACCAGAGGUGAAAGUAAAACAUGAGCCUAUCACAAUAAUUAAAACAAAAUGUCAAGAAAACUGUAGGUUAUUAUACCAUAAUGUAUCAUUAACACAUGUCAGAGGCAUGAAAAAUGUGUGAAUGGACUUGAAAAUGGGUGGUAUAGCCUACGCUCCAAAAUGCGAUGUGGUUUGACAAGAACACUGACAUUUUGCCAAGGCAGAGAUGAGUGGCCGACACCAAGACGUGCGGAAAACAGUGGACGCAUAAAUUCCAGCCUAAUGACAAUCGCCAAAUGUCAUUAAGCCUACACUUUUUGGUGUUUUGUGUAAAAUAUGGAGGCUGGAAAUAUGCUGUGAGUCGACGAACAUGCACGGGUAGCCUAGUACAGGAGCCCUUUGAAGUUAUAUUUUGUACAAAUAAAAAAAAGGGGGUAGAUCAGCUUGAAUAUUGUAGAUACAUAAAUACAUACAUAUAUACAUACACAUGUAUACAGUACCGGCCUCACACUCCUCUUUCAAUUCUGGUUAGAGCCAGUUUGCGCUGUUCUGUGAAGGGAGUAGUACACAGCGUUGUACGAGAUCUUCAGUUUCUUGGCAAUUACUCGCAUGGAAUAGCCUUCAUUUCUCAGAACAAGAAUAGACUGACGAGUUUCAGAAGAAAGUUAUUUGUUUCAGGCCAUUUUGUGCCUGUAAUCAAACCCACAAUUGCUGAUUCUCCAGAUACUGGGCUCCCGAGUGGCGCAGCGGUCUAAGGCACUGCAUCUCAGUGCUUGAGGCGUCACUACAGACCCCCUGGUUUGAUUCCAGGCUGUAUCACAACCGGCCGUGAUUGGGAGUCCAAUAGGGCGGCGCCCAGCGUCGUCCGGGUUUGGCCGGUGUAGGCCGUCAUUGUAAAUAAGAAUUUGUUCUUAACUGACUUGCCUAGUUAAAUAAAGGUUAAAUAAAAAAUAAAACAAAUACUCAACUAGUCUCAAGAAGAGCAGUUUUAUUGCUUCUUUAAUCAGCACAACAGUAUUCAGCAUAAUUGCAAAAUGAUCAAUUAGCCUUUAAAAAUGAUAAACUUGGAUUAGCAAACACAAUGUGCCAUUGGAACACAGGACUGAUGGUUGCUGAUAAUGGGCCUCUGUACGCCUAUGUAGAUAUUCCAUAAAAAAUCUGCCAUUUCCAGCUAUAAUAGCCAUUUACAACAUUAACAAUGUCUACACUGUAUUUCCGAUCAAUUUGAUAUUUUAAUGGACAAAAAAAUUGCUUUUCUUUCGAAAACAAGGACAUUUCUAAGUGACCCCAAACUUUUGAACGGUAGUGUAUAUACAGUGGGGAAAAAAGUAUUUAGUCAGCCACCAAUUGUGCAAGUUCUCCCACUUAAAAAGAUGAGAGACGCCUGUAAUUUUCAUCAUAGGUACACGUCAACUAUGACAGACAAAAUGAGGGAAAAAAAUCCGGAAAAUCACAUUGUAGGAUUUGUAAUGAAUUUAUUAGCAAAUUAUGGUGGAAAAUAAGUAUUUGGUCAAUAACAAAAGUUUCUCAAUACUUUGUUAUAUACCCUUUGUUGGCAAUGACACAGGUCAAACGUUUUCUGUAAGUCUUCACAAGGUUUUCACACACUGUUGCUGGUAUUUUGGCCCAUUCCUCCAUGCAGAUCUCCUCUAGAGGAGUGAUGUCUUGGGGCUGUCGCUGGGCAACACGGACUUUCAACUCCCUCCAAAGAUUUUCUAUGGGGUUGAGAUCUGGAGACUGGCUAGGCCACUCCAGGACCUUGAAAUGCUUCUUACGAAGCCACUCCUUCGUUGCCCGGGCGGUGUGUUUGGGAUCAUUGUAAUGCUGAAAGACCCAGCCACGUUUCAUCUUCAAUCCCUUGCUGAUGGAAGGAGGUUUUAACUCAAAAUCUCACGAUACAUGGCCCCAUUUAUUAUUUCCUUUACACGGAUCAGUCGUCCUGGUCCCUUUGCAGAAAAACAGCCCCAAAACAUGAUGUUUCCACCCCCAUGCUUCACAGUAGGUAUGGUGUUCUUUGGAUGCAACUCAGCAUUCUUUGUCCUCCAAACACGACGAGUUGAGUUUUUACCAAAAAGUUAUAUUUUGGUUUCAUCUGACCAUAUGACAUUCUCCCAAUCCUCUUCUGGAUCACCCAAAUGCACUCUAGCAAACUUCAGACGGGCCUGGACAUGUACUGGCUUAAGCAGGGGGACACGUCUGGCACUGCAGGAUUUGAGUCCCUGGCGGCGUAGUGUGUUACUGAUGGUAGGCUUUGUUACUUUGGUCCCAGCUCUCUGCAGGUCAUUCACUAGGUCCCCCCGUGUGGUUCUGGGAUUUUUGCUCACCGUUCUUGUGAUCAUUUUGACCCCACGGGGUGAGAUCUUGCGUGGAGCCCCAGAUCGAGGGAGAUUAUCAGUGGUCUUGUAUGUCUUCCAUUUCCUAAUAAUUGCUCCCACAGUUGAUUUCUUCAAACCAAGCUGCUUACCUAUUGCAGAUUCAGUCUUCCCAGCCUGGUGCAGGUCUACAAUUUUGUUUCUGGUGUCCUUUGACAGCUCUUUGGUCUUGGCCAUAGUGGAGUUUGGAGUGUGACUGUUUGAGGUUGUGGACAGGUGUCUUUUAUACUGAUAACAAGUUCAAACAGGUGCCAUUAAUACAGGUAACGAGUGGAGGACAGAGGAGCCUCUUAAAGAAGAAGUUACAGGUCUGUGAGAGCCAGAAAUCUUGCUUGUUUGUAGGUGACCAAAUACUUAUUUUCCACCAUAAUUUGCAAAUAAAUUCAUUAAAAAUCCUACAAUGUGAUUUUCUGGGAAAAAAAUUCUCAAUUUGUCUGUCAUAGUUGACGUGUACCUAUGAUAAAAAUUACAGGCCUCUCUCAUCUUUUUAGGUGGGAGAACUUGCACAAUUGGUGGCUGACUAAAUACUUUUUUCCCCCACUGUAUAUACAGUACAUUCGGAAAGUAUUCAGACCCCUUCCGUUUUUCCAUUUACGUUAUAGCCUUAUUCUAAAAUUGAUUAAAUAAAAUGUUUUCCUCAUCAAUCUACACACAAUACCCCAUAAUUACAAAGCGAAAACAGGUUUUUAGAAUUUUUGCAAUUUAUUAAAAAUAAAAAACAGAUAUACACAAUUUACAUAAGUAUUCAGAGCUUUCACUAUGAGACUCGAAAUUGAGCUAAGGUGCAUCCUGUUUCCAUUGAUCCAGAGCUGGCUGCCGGGCCAAACUGAACAAUCGGGGGAGAAGGGCCUUGGUCAGGGAGGUGACCAAGAACCCGAUGGUCACUUUGACAGAGCUCCAGUCCUAUUUAUGAUAUAAUUUACAAAGAUUAUACAUUUUUUAAACAUUAUUUCAAAAAAGUAUGUUUUUUUUUAAUCAAUUAGUAUAUUUGAGUUUAACCACAAUAUUUGUUGUAUUAUUUGUUCUGUCCUUUCUGGUGGAUUAAACUGAAAUUGCAACCAACUUUCUAUGGCGAUAUUUUGGAGAUUAUUUCAUUUUCAAAUAACCGAAAGUGAGAGGUUGUAAUCUGAAUAAAGGGAAAAAGGCCAUUCUUGAACAUGAGGUGGGACAUUCUUUCUAAUCUGCUAGAGAACCAGUUCGGAUUUAAGUAUAACUUUUGUAUGACUGACGCCUUUAGUGAGAGGUCUAAUGCUUUAAUAUUUAAUCAUUUUUGCCCUUCGAAUUCAUAUUAAUUAUUAAUAGGCCCGUUUAAUUUUGUCUGGCUUGCCGUUCCAAAUAAAAUGGAAUAUUUUUUGCUCAUAUAAUUUAAAAAACAGGUAGGUAUGACUAAAGAGUUAAUCAGGGUGAUUGUUCCACAACUAGACAGGUAUUUUCCUUUCCAUGGUAGCAAGAUCUUAUCUAUUUUUGCUACAUUUCUAUAAACAUUUAUUGAAGUGAGAUUAUUUAUUUAUUUUGGGAUAUGUAUACCGAGUAUGUCCACAUUACCGUCAGACCAUUUUAUUGGUGAACUACACGGUAAUGUAAAAGUUGUAUUUUUUUGUGAUCCAAUAUGUACACAUCAUAAUUAGGUUGUAAUCCAGAUAGGUUAGAAAAUGUAUCUAGAUCCUCUAUUAAUCAAUCAAUUUUAUUUUAUAUAGCCCUUCUUACAUCAGCUAAUAUCUCGAAGUGCUGUACAGAAACCCAGCCUAAAACCCCAAACAGCUAGUAAUGCAGGUGUAGAAGCACGGUGGCUAGGAAAAACUCCCUAGAAAGGCGAAAACCUAGGAAGAAACCUAGAGAGGAACCAGGCUAUGAGGGGUGGCCAGUCCUCUUCUGGCUGUGCCGGGUGGAGAUUAUAACAGAACCAUGCCAAGAUGUUCAAAAAUGUUCAUAAGUGACAAGCAUGGUCAAAUAAUAAUCAGGAAUAAAUCUCAGUUGGCUUUUCAUAGCCGAUCAUUAAGAGUUGAAAACAGCAGGUCUGGGACAGGUAGGGGUUCCAUAACCGCAGGCAGAACAGUUUAAACUGGAAUAGCAGCAAGGCCAGGCGGACUGGGGACAGCAAGGAGUCACCACGGCCGGUAGUCCCGACGUAUGGUCCUAGGGCUCAGGUCUCUCAGUUGGCUUUUCAUAGCCGAUCAUUAAGAGUUGAAAACAGCAGGUCUGGGACAGGUAGGGGUUUCGUAGCCGCAGGCAGAACAGUUGAAACUGGAAUAGCAGCAAGGCCAGGCGGACUGGGGACAGCAAGGUGUCAUCAUGCCCGGUAGUCCUGACGUAUGGUCCUAGGGCUCAGGUUCUCAGAGAGAAAGAGAGAACGAGAGAAUUAGAGAGAGCAUACUUAAAUUCACACAGGACACUGGAUAAGACAGGAGAAGUACUCCAGGUAUAACCAACUAACCCCAGCCCCCCGACACAUAAACUACUGCAGCAUAAAUACUGGAGGCUGAGACAGGAGCGGUCCGGAGACACUGUGGCCCCAUCCGAAGAAACCCCCGGACAGGGCCAAACAGGAAGGAUAUAACCCCACCCACUCCGCCAAAGCACAGCCCCCGCACCACUAGAGGGAUAUCCCCAACCACCAACUUACAAUCCUGAGACAAGGCCGAGUAUAGCCCAUAUUAGGCUGUGGAGGGAUCCAAAUUGUGGAUUUAAAAGAAAACAUGAAUCACCAGCCUUCAAUGACACCUUUGUUUUCAAGCCCUGGAUUUCUAACCCCUUGAAAUUAUUGCUGGAUCUGAUUUUAAUAGCUAACAUUUCGAUGGCCAUAAUAAAUAGAUAUGCCGACAGUGGACAACUUUAUUUUACUCCUCUUGACGGUUUAAUAUUUUCGGAGAAGUAUACAUUAUUUACUAUUUUACACCUAGGGUUACAAUACAUAACUUUAAUGUAUAUAUAUAUAUAUAUAUAUAUAUAUAAAUUCCAGUCGUACUUUAUCAAAAGCCUUUUCAAAGUCAGCUAUGAAUACAAGGCCUGGUUUCCCAGAUUUUUCAAAGUGUUCUAUUGUUUCCAGUACUUGUCUUAUAUUAUCUCCAAUGUAUCGUCCAUGUAAAAAACCUGUCUGAUUAGGAUGAAUAAUAUCCGACAAUACCUUUUUAAUUCUAUGCGCUAUGCAUUUUGCUAUAAUUUUUGCAUCACAACACUGAAGUGUAAGGGGCCUCCAAUUUUUUUAAUGGACUGGAUCUUUAUAUUUACCACUUGGAUCAUGUUUCAGUAAUAAUGAAAUCAGACCUUCUUAUUGAGUAUCUGAUAAUCUACCAUUUUUAUAAGAGUGGUUAGGAGACCCAAGCUAUAUGCUUCUGUAGGGCCCACAUUUUAAAAUGUUAUAAUUAUGUAUGCCCUGGCUUUUCCCUGUUUUAUUUGACAAUUUCUAUCAUGUUAAAUAUUAGCCACUAUCGGGAGACACCGUCAGUAAUACCCACAUGCAUUUAUAAGUGUCACUUUAGUGUUUGUUUCCUUCAUUUUGUAGCCUACAUUUUGCAUUGUUCCAUUCCAUUUACCUUUCUUUCCUAUGUCAUGCCCGUGCCGUUGUUCCUGAGCGUCGCUAGCAUUAGUGGAUCAUAUUAGGCUAACGUUGUGCAAUAAUUUAUUAAUAAUAAAUUUGAAUCAUUAUGGAACUCAGACCACACUAAAACUGCAGCGUAGUGUACGGUUCACGAUGACUGGACCGUUGUCAUACAGUUCGAGGAUUAGGGUAGAUUUUAGGAAAUAUUGUUCAAUCUCUAUUGUACACUUUUUUCACCUUCCAAUAUUUCAUGGAUUGAACAAUUGAAUAUGGCAAUUUUCAGGAUGAGUCAAACCACUAUUUUUGAUUUACCAAUAUAUUUUGUGCAUAAAGGCUCUCCAAACCAUUUUUUAUUUAUUAUUCAUAAAUACUUUCCUAACCCUAAAUAAUAUACGAGAUCUAAGUAUUUUUAAAUCUACCAAUUGGUGCUAAAAAGGAGGCAAAGAGUAUCCUACCAACAGGACAUUAAAAACUGCAACCAGAAGCCAUGGAUUACAGGCAACAUCCGCACCAAGCUAAAGGCUAGAGCUGCCGCUUUCAAGGAGCGGGACACUAAUCUGGAUGCUUAUAAGAAAUCCCGCUACGCACUCAGACGAACCAUCAAACAGGCAAUACAGGACUAAGAUUGAAUCAUACUACACUGGCUCUGACGCUCGUCGAAUGUGGAAUGGCAUGCAAACUAUUACGGACUACAAAGGGAAACCCAGCCGCGAGCUGCCCAGUGACGUGAGCCUACCAGAUGAGCUAAAUGCCUUUUAUGCUAGCUUCGAGGCAAGCAACACUGAAGUGUGCAUGAGAGCAUCAGCUGUUCCGGACGACUGUGUGAUCACGCUCUCGGUAGCCGAUGUGAGCAAGACCUUUAAACAGAUCAACAUUCACAAAGCCGCGGGGCCAGACAGAUUACCAGGACGUGUACUCAAAGCAUGUGUGGACCAACUGGCAAGUGUCUUCACUGACAUUUUCAACCUCUCCCUGACCGAGUCUGUAAUAUCUACAUGUUUCAAGCUGACCACCAUAGUCCCUGUGCCCAAGGAAGCAAAGGUAACCUGCCUAAAUGAUUACCUCCCCGUAGCACUCACGUCGGUAGCCAUGAAGUGCUUUGAAAGGCUGGUCAUGGCUCUCAUCAACACCAUCAUCCCGGAAACCCUAGACCCACUCCAAUUCACAUACCGCCCCAACAGAUCCACAGAUGACACAAUCUCAAUCGACUCCACACUGCCCUCUCCCACAUGGACAAAAGGAACACCUAUGUGAGAAUGCUGUUCAAUGACUACAGCUCAGCGUUCAACACCAUAGUGCCCACAAAGCUCAUCACUAAGCUAAGGACCCUGGGACUAAACACCUCCCUCUGCAACUGGAUCCUGGACUUCCUGACGGGCCGCCCCCAGAUGGUAAGGGUAGGCAACAACACAUCUGCAAUGCUGAUCCUCAACACUGGGGCCCCUCAGGUGUGAGUGCUUAGUCCCCUCCUGUACUCCCUGUUCACCCACGACUGCGUGGCAAAACACGACUCCAACACCAUCAUUAAGUUUGCUGACGACACAACAGUGGUAGGCCUGAUCACCGACAAUGAAGAGACAGCCUAUAGGGAGGAGGUCAGAGACCUGGCAGUGUGGUGCCAGGACAACAACCUCUCCCUCAAUGUGAGCAAGACAAAGGAGCUGAUCAUGGACUACAGGAAAAGGCGGGCCUAACAGGCCCCCAUUAACAUCGACAGGGCUGUAGUGGAGCGGGUCGAGAGUUUCAAGUUCCUUGGUGUCCACAUCACCAACAAACUAUCAUGGUCCAAACACACCAAGACAGUCGUGAAGAGGGCACGACAACACCUUUUCCCCCUCAGGAGACUGAAAAGAUUUGGCAUGGGUCCCCAGAUCCUUAAAAAGUUAUACAGCUGCACAUCGAGAGCAUCCUGACCGGUUGCAUCACCGCCGGCGGUAUCAGAGUAAGACUCCAGUCACCCAAGUCAUAGACUGUUCUCUCUGCUACCGCAUGGCAAGCGGUACCGGAGUGCCAAGUCUAGAACCAUAAGGCUCCUUAACAGCUUCUACCCCCAAGCCAGUAGACUGCUGAACAAUUCAUCAAUUGGCCAACCAGACUAUUUACAUUGACACCUCCCCCCUCCCUUUGUUUUUACACUGCUGCUACUUAUUAUCAAUGCAUAGUCACUUUACCCCUACCUACAUGUACAAAUUACCUCAACUAACCUGUACCCCCGCACAUUGACUUGGUACCGGUACCCCCUGUAUAUAGCCUCGUUAUUGUUAUUUUAUUGUGUUACUUUUUUAUUUCAUUUAAUUUUUUAAGCAUUUCACGGUAAGCAUUUCAUACCUGUUGUAUUCGGCACAUUUGACAAAUACAAUUUGAUUUGAAAUACCGUGUAUUUAUAUGGCUUUCUUUCAUUGAUUCCUAGUAUUCUGAACCGUUCUCUCCAUAUAUUCUAGUGAGCCUGUCAAGAAAAUUCUAAUUCAAGGUACACCAAAUUUAAAGGGAUGGCUUUAGAUUAAAUUUACUAAAAACCCUACUGAAUGAAAACUCCACGAGAAAAUCUGUUGGCCAGCAAGUAGGAGGGUUUUCUGCGGUUUAAUUAAAUGUAUUCAGCGUGCGCAAGGGAACCACGCCUGCAAAGCCUGUUAAGCACCUUCAUAAGGUAAGUCAGAAUACCAACUACUGAGAAGUGCGUAGGAAAGGCGUGCGUAGGAAAGGCGUACAUUUCCUAAGUCAUCGGGCCCUAUGAGAGAAAAUUCUAUGGCCACCAAGUAAUUGGAGAAUGCCUUAAUUCAGGUCUGUGGGCAGCUGACACAGCAACAUCUACCUGUGUGAUAGAUAGCUGAUGAGAGAACAAACUGGUUCCUUCACACUCCCUUGUCCUCUGCCAGCUUUGUUGGACCACUUCGGAGGGAACAAUAUAUUAGUUUAUCCAUUUUAGAGCUGAAGUAGAAUAAGGUUGAAGUUUGAAUGACAGAGGUGUCUCUCUCUCUCUUUCUCUCUCUAUUUCUUUCAAUAUCUCUCUCUCUCUGUGGAUUUCGAGGGGCGAUAGAGCGUGGUCAUGGUUGACUCUGGUGAUGUUUAGGGCAGCCAGAUACUUUGCCUACCAAAUGAGUGGUGGUCAUGACCGUGUGGAUUUACAUGGCAGGAACAGAGCUUGGGUUCCACCACACAGACAGGGAGUUUGUGAGUGAUUUUAAAGAGCGACUGCCUUUGAAAAGCAACUAAUCCCUUUGAAAACGGCCUAUUUUAUAUCAAUAUGAGUCAGAAACAGUUAUUGUCAAAAUUGACUACAAAGUUUAAUUAGGAUAAUUUUGGUCAUAAAGUCAGUCUCGUCUAAAACAGAGUUUGUAACAUCCGUGCGUCACAACGGAUAAAGGAAGGUUGGGUUUUGAUUUGACAAUAUCCAUUUGCCCACUAAUAUGGGGUGAACAGCUGCGGUGAUUGUUCUCUUUCCAAUAGUAUAGACAGUGAGGCAGAUCUGCCCAGCAGCUCCGACUUUGUUUACAUAAGACAACACGUUGCAAAUGUCUUUAUUUGAGGAAUACUGCACCAAACACCUUAGUUAGAUUUCUUGAGUUAUCUUAGAUUCAUAGAGUACCACAGUAUGAGUCAUAAUACCCAUAAAACCUAGCGGUCAAAUAAGGAAAUGGUUCCAAUCGUUUUUCCACCAUUCAUUUUUCCCAUAAAGGAUUUUAGAAACACUUAAAAUAAGGGCUGUGUUUCAUGUAGGCUUACCCUGGUGUGACAUUUUGAUAACUGUGUAAAUCUCUCUUGGACAAGGUGACUUUUAUCAAUAUAUUCGCCUGUAUUUACCCCCCCAAAAUGAAAUGCUAAUUAGCUCCUUAUGUGGCUAUCAUAAAGAACUACAAAUGCCAUGAGGAUCUGGACGAGACUGCCGAAUCGAGGCAAAGGUAAGAAUCUCUGGAUUAACUGUCUAAUGUCAGCAAAAUUUAGGAAUUAAUAAAUUGGCUACGUUUCUUUAAAUUGACAAUUCUGCGAACUGUCUUGUGCAUGUUUUAAAUUGACACAACACCUGUUAGCAAAGGUGUCAGCUAGAGAUGACGUGCAGGAGCUUGCAGGGAUUUUUAGUCUUGAAUGAUGUCUACUUUGAUGCUAAUGAGCAUUUUCGAAUCUGAGAGAAAAUAGAGACAAAUAUAUUGAUAUAAGUCACUUUGUCCGAGAGAGAUUUACAUGGUUAUCAAAACGUCACACAAGGGUAAGCUUACACGAAACACAGCCCUUAUUUUCUAUGUAAAAAAAAUUCCCUAUGGGAAAAAUGAAUGGUGGAAAAACAAUUGGAACCAUUUCCCUGUUUGACCGUUAGGUUUUAUGGGUAUUAUGACACCUCCACUGUGGAGCUUUAUUCUGGGGAUUUUCAGGACGUGAAAUAGGCUUCCCCGUCUAAUCUCAUGGAGGACAAACAUCCUUAACCAAAUGCAGAAUCGGUCAGGAAACACAACUCCAUGACUGAAAUCUUGUUUUUCUAAUGAGCAACAGAAAAACAUACGUGCCAAUUGGCGUGUUCAGUGGCUCUUUGAUGGCAAGCGAGCAUGUGUGAGUGUUUGAGUGUUUACGAUGACACAAGGCCACAUUUGAAAAAAUGUGAAUGAAGUAUGUACAGUGUGUGUGCUAGCCAAUGGCCACAUGGGUCAGCACAGCAUUUAAACAUGCAUGUAAACGCCAUAUGUUUUGGAAUACUUUCACGUACACUGUAGGUAUCAGUUAAUCUAAAAUAAGAAUAAGUGUGCCCAGUUCCUGGACCACAUGACAACAUUAGUGUCUAUUCUGCUUUUAUCUCUCACAUGGGCAGGCUCAUCUGUGCUUUAACAUGCAUGAAUGUAGGGGGAUGAACACCCAUCCAUACAGUAGAAUGUGAAAACACAUGGCGUACAGUUUGAACAAUUCCAUUAACAUACGGCACUAGCAUACAAACACAGUACAUUCCUAAAAUGAAUACCUCUACAACUCUCAACUUGACAGAGCUGGAAUUCUGAUGAAAAUACUUGGCUUUUGGUAACUGAACACAAUGGGUAAUAUUUACUGCAUCAUACCUUCACCAAGAGAUCUGUGAGAAUAAACCUCUGGGCCAGAAUCUUUGUUUUGGUUUCCAUAUGUUUGCCUACGCAAUCUCCUGUUGUCAUAACAAGUUGGUCUAAUAGACCCCAGCUUUGCAUAUGUGGGAAACUGCAAACGGCUGGGUGGGUGAGCGUGGAGAUGGAUGGAUAGAUAGACAAACAGAGAGAUAAAGGGAUCAGGAGAGAGGGAUAGGGGUAGGAGGCACAGAGGAAGAGGGAGAGAGUGACAGAGAAUGGAGAGAGGGGGAGACGGUUCCUACCCUUUUUCUUUUUGUCCCUGUGAUAGAGUAAGGGAAAGGGGGAGGGGGAAUGUGUGAUGGAAGAUGGUUGGUUAUCAGUGUGUAUGUGGUCAGAACAGGUAUGAGAUUGUAUGGGUGGGUGUAUUUGUGUAGGUCUGCAUAGAGGUCAAGUGUUCUAACUGACCGAUAGAUCUAGACAGAAAGGAUAUCUUACACACAUCCAAGCCAAUGUACCACCCAUUAUGUUAACAGAUGUUACCAUAAAUGAAUCCCCUUUCCUCCUGUCAGGCUCCUGGGCAGGAUGUCUGUGAGGGGCUUGGACCACCCCUGUCCCCCCAUAAAGCGCGAGCCCUCCAGCCCCAGCCCCAGCUUCCAGGGGGACAGCCCAUCCCAACCCAGCCCUGAGGGCUCCUCCUCAGACACCAACUCCAGCUUUGGUCUCCUGGGCAAGAGUCACAACCACACCAACGGCUUGGACUCACCAGGGCUCUAUGGACACACAGCGGGCAUGGGGAACAAUGGCACAGCCAACAGGUGUGUGUGUCUUUUUGUCUGUGUGUGUGUGUGUGUGUAGGGCUUUAUGCUUGGGUGCAUGUACCAUAUACAGUAUGUGUGUCUAACCCCUUUCUCACUCUCUCUCUCUCUCUCUCUCUCUCUCUCUCUCUCUCUCUCUCUCUCUCGCUCUGUCUCUCUCUCUCUCUCCCUUCAGGCGGUUUGGUGGUGAGGAUGGCCAGGUGAAGUGUGAGUUCUUGCUGGAUUCUGUGGCUAAGAGGCUGUGUCUGGUGUGUGGAGAUGUGGGGUCAGGGUACCACUACGGAGUGGCCUCCUGUGAGGCCUGCAAGGCUUUCUUCAAGAGGACCAUCCAGGGUAAGACACAAUAAUUAAUAGAAACAAUGGGGUUAAGAGUUCACCUGAAGUGCCCACGUGUGUUACAGUAUAUAUGGACAGACACCAGAGGUGUAUUGCUUUGUACUGAUAAACUUGCAGUAGGCUGAUAAGUUCCCAGCCCCUGUUUUAGUAUCAACACCUGAUCAACUCUAAGGACGCAAGCUUACAGGUUCCGUUACAGGUUGUGUGUGUUUGUAUGUGUGUCUCAUCCAUAUGUUUGCAGCAUAUUGUGUGGGGGUUUUAAUGUGAUUGUCUGUGACUGUGCGUGUUCCAGAGGCAUGGCCCUCGCGUGGUAAGACCAGCUUUAGGCUCCUUAAGCCGCCUCCACAUGCAAAUGGCUCAAAGUUCAUACCUGGAUGGCUGCCAGAUCAAAUGCUUACAUUAGAUCUGAUGAUCAGGUGAUCAGAUGCUUCCUGAUUUUAAUAGGAUGUGGCAGCUCAGAGUGCUGCUGAUUAGCUGACUUCCAGGAAAGUUUCCUGGUUUUCCUCAUUGGAGUUUCCUGUGUCUUUUCAGCAUCUUGUUUGUUUUGAAGUGGUUGAAUGAACGGUUUUAGACGUGAUAGAGAACAUUGUCCCCUUUUCUUGACUGGCUUUCUGUCUCUCAAUCUCUCCCCUCUCUGUCUUUACAUGUUUCUCUCUAUUUCGCUCUAUCUAUCCCCCCUCUCCUUUCUUUCCCACCCACAGGUAACAUCGAGUACAGCUGCCCGGCCACCAGUGAGUGUGAGAUCACCAAGCGGAGGAGGAAGUCGUGUCAGUCCUGUCGCUUCAUGAAGUGUCUCAACGUGGGCAUGAUGAGAGAAGGUGAGGAAGGAACUUCUCUACUCCUCUAUGUACCUUUAAAUAUAAACUGAGCGUAGAAAACAUUAUGAAGGGGAGGAGACAGGUUAAAGAAUAAUAUUUCAACCUUGAGACAAUUUUGACAUGGAUUGUGUAUGUGUGCCAUUCAGAGGGUGAAUGGGCAAGACAACAUAUUUAAGUGCCUUUAAACGGGGUAUAGUAGUAGGUGCCAGGCACACUGGUUUGAGUGUGUCAAGAACUGCAAUGCUGCUGGGUUUUUCACUUUUAACACUUUCCUGUGUGUAUCAAGAAUGGUCCACCACCCAUAGGACAUCCAGCCAACUUGACACAACUGUCGGAAGCAUUUGAGUCAACAUGGGCCAGCAUCCCUGUGGAACACUUUUGACACCUUGUAGAGUACAUGCCCUGAUGAAUUGAGGCUGUUCUGAGGGCAAAAGGGGGGUCAACUCAAUAUCAGGAAGGUGUUCCGGUGUUCCUAAUGUUUGGUAUACUCGGUGUACACAAUCCAUGUCUCAAUUGUCUCAAGGCUUAAAAAUCCUUCUUUAACCUGUCUUCUCCCCUUCAUCUACACUGAUUGAGGGGAUUUUAACAAUCGACAUAAAUAAGGGAUCAUAGCUUUCACCUGGAUUUACCUGGUCAGUCUAUGUCAUGGAAAGAGCAGGUGUUCAUAAUGUUUCUAUAUCCCAAUGGAUCUUUAUCUAUUCAGUCUUAUAACCGUGUUUUAAUACAAUGAAGAGAAAGAAACUAAAAAUCAAGAUCUAGGAUAUCUUUGAAGUAAAGACAACAGGUCUCCAUACGUUGGCAAAUCUAUUAGUGUAGAGGGAGUCUGGAUCUACAGAGGGAAAUGUAAUCCCUUUGCCUGUUAAACAGGUCCAGCCCCUUAGUGCCUGCUAGUGUUACUGCUCAGUGUUCAUGUAUGGUGUUAGCAGAACAAUGCCCAGUGUCUCUAUAGGACGCUACUGGCUACGAUACCUCUGAAAUAGAAAAUGGCUGUCUGCCAGAGUAUGUGUGUGUGAACGUGUGUGUCUAUCAUUCUCUUUCUCUCCGACAUACAGUCUCUUUUCCAAUUUGUCACACUACUCACACAUGCACAGAAUAGAAAUAGAUUAUCUAGAACAACAGACAUAUCUUACAUUCUACAUCUAUGGCCCCCAGAGACUCUGGAGAGUUUUAUAGUUAGUGUCUGGUGCAGCGGUCUCAUGGUCUUGUGGUCUUGUGGUCAAGACUGAAGUGUGUGGCUGCCGGUGACAUAUUGUUGGCCAGAUAUAGAAGUGACCCAAAAAGGCAAAGCUUCACUGUAUGAACCACUUAUUGAAGGCUGCGUGUGAGCAACCGACAGCUGUUUAUCAAAUAAGAGGGGGAGGAGUGAGAGAAAGAGAGAGGAUAGAGAGAGAGAAGGAAAGAGAGUUUACUGCCACCUGCUCCCUCCCCCUUCAGCUCAUCAGCUUUGAUUUAAUCAUCCGUCAACCAGGGUGACAAGGAUCCAACAUCUGUUUACGGUCACCCUGUGUGUUUGUAUGUGUACGAGCGUGUGCUCGUGCGUGCAUGUGUCUCCUUUUUUAAUUAGCUUAUUUUUAAUAGGGGAAGGGCAUCUCCAGCACCCAGCCCUGGCUCCUAUAGCAAUGCCCCCCCCCGCUCCCACCCCCCACCCCCCUCGUAAAUUCGUCCAGAUGCCUUGUGGGAUUUCUGGACCUCCAUGAAAUGUGAACCGUGCCUCGUAACUCCCAUCGUAACCCCCCCUGGUAGCGGUUCUCGCAACGUGCCUCAUCGUGCCUGGUAACGCCCCUCUUCCUCUGGGGGGCUGCAGUAAAGGUAGAGACAGAGUGGUGUGACUUUUAACAGGGGAGAGAGGUGCAUGUCAGCACAACACACAGCUAAAGGAUAGAAACCCUUGGUCUAGAAUAGAGACCUGGAUAGAAGUUGAUUGAGCACGGAAUCAGUGUUCCGUUUCACAAUUCAGUAGGGCAGUGGACUGACAAAUAUUCUAAUUGUUCCACUACUUGGAACACUGUUCUUACCUCAUGUGGUUAAAUCAGAAAAAAUACUUUAUGCAUACUCUCUCCCCAGAGCAGUGUGCAUCUAUGAGGUUUGUCCUAAUCAUAUCACAUAGCACUAAUCACAUGGAAGACAAUCUAAGUUCUGGUCACACCGUUGAAAUAGAAUGAGUAGAAUUCUAAUGAUAUAGGUAAGGCUUGACCUUAUUAUAUACACAAAAAUAGCUCCAUUCUUUAGUUUGUUUAUCUCUUUAAAGAAUAAGAGCUUUUGACGUCCUUUCAUGACCCAGAGCCUGACUAACAAGCUUGCAGUAGGCUAAUAAGGAAGGGCAUUCGUUGACAUCAGACCAUUAUCCGAAGCAGCUUAGGAUAGUUCCUCAGUCAGUGGCUUUUCUACUACACAUACAGUACAUGCAGACGGCUAUAUGUGCCGGGUCUCUCCCAGGGGGAAAUUAUGUCAUGUAGAAUGGUGAUCCGGGUCAGUUUUCUUGUGCUCAGUGGAUAUCCGUGCUCUUGAUCCUGCCGGGUGUGUUUUGGGAAUGUGUAAAGCCCCCUUCGAAGGGUGCAGGGGGACUUCAAACAGGGGUGAGGGCAGAGGGGAGAGGGGAGGGGGGAGGGGAAGUGACCCAACACCCGCCUCCUUAUUGGAACCCUCAGAUCUCUCCGACACAGAGAGAUGUAGAGUGUAGAAUGUGUGUCUGUGUAUGUAUGUGUGUGUGUGUGUCUGUAUGUGUUUGUACACUGUUAUCCUUCAGGGCUAUUCUUGUCCCUUUGGUUGUCAGCACAUUCCUCUCUGAAGAGUUACACUUAGCUCAGAUGCCUAUGUUUAACUCUUUGACCAUCCUCACACCCACACACACAUACAUACAUACAGAACAAACCUUACACACUAACACACCUAUUGCUCCUUUGCUUUCAUAUAAUCCAGUGUGUGUGUCAACACAGUGAAAUCCCUCCCUACAGACACACCCUCAUCACCCGUCACAAACUUCAAACUGUAGCACCUGCCAACCGCUAGACUAAUCCAGACCGUGUUUCCGACCACAGUGGAAGGACUGACAUCACUAAAGGUCCAGGGGUCCUAGCUUACCCGGCUAUCCAAUCCUUAAUACCUUCCCUCACCCCUUAACCCUGGCCCCUCUUAUCUUACUAUUCAUGGACUAUUGAUGUGUUAAGAGUAUGAAACCCCUGAGCCUCAACCCUACCUCUAGCUUCACGUCCACAUCCUGGCUCAACCGUAACCCUAACGCUAUCCCCUCAUGCUAAUAAAAGCUCUCUCAAGUCACAUUAGUAUGAGAUUCUCUUUGGAUACCACUGGAUGGUGGAAUGUGCGUAUGGUAUUGGCACUAACCCUGGAACUGACCCUGUAAUAUAGCUUACUUACUUUCUCGUGUUGUUAUUAUUUCUAUUUCUCGUGUGUUUUUGUUCUACUUGACUUUUUCAUUUAUUUUAUAGUGCAUUGUUGGGAAAGAGCAAGCAAGAAAGGCAUUUCCCUGUACUAGUGCACGUGACAUUAAAAACUUGAACUUGAAACUUGAACUUGAAACUAUGGGCGUAUGUGCAUGUAUGUGCAUGUAUGUGCAUGUCUGUGUGUGUUUGUGUGUGUAUGUAAAUGGUCCGCUGUGACCAACCCCCACCAUGUUUCCCUUCUUACCCCCCUAACCUUGCUGUUAGCUCCUCAUCUCCAUGGCGAUAAGGUUACCGCUGAGCUUGUUAAGAUGACCCUGUAACAUAUUGUGUUACAGGGUUGAUGUUGCUAUGCCAGCAAUGUGACUUCUCUCUAAGGCUCCCUAUAAUCUUAGAGAUGUCACGAGGGAGAAAUGUCAAUCAAAUGAACUUGAAGAGUGCAUCACUCUCCUGGUUUUGAAAUUGGGGUAGUCUGCUAAACAGGAGUACUGUGUUUUUGUGUACAUUUAUGUGUGUGUGUUUAAUGUACCUAAAUGUGUGUGUGUGUGUGUGUGUGUGUCUCUCUCUCUCUCUCUCUCUCUCAGGUGUGCGUCUGGACCGGGUCCGUGGGGGCAGACAGAAGUACAAGAGAAGGAUAGACUCUGAGAACAGCCCCUACCUCAACCCUCAACACGGCCUGCCACAGAAGAGAACAUGUAAGAAUCAGUGGUGGGAAAAGUACCCAAUUGUCAUACUUGAGUAAAAGUAAAGAUACCUUAAUAAAAAAUGACUCAAGUAAAAGUGAAAGUCUGAAAGUAUUUGGUUUGAAAUAUACUUAAGUAUCAAAAGUAAAUGUAAUUGCUAAAAUAUACUUAAGUAUCAAAAGUAAAAGUAUAAAUCAUUUCAAAUUGCUUAUAUUAAGCAAACCAGACGCCAUCAUUUUCUUGUUUAUUUUAAUUUACGGAUAGCUAGGGGCACACUCCAACACUCAGACGUCAUUUACAAACUAAGUAUGUGUUUAGUGAGUCCGCCAUGUCAGAGGCAGUAGGGAUGACCAGGGAUGUUCUCUUGAUAAGUGUGUGAAUUUGAUCAUUUUCCUGUCCGGCUAAGCAUAAUAAAUGCAACAAGUACUUUUGGGUGUCAGGGAAAAUGUAUGGAGUAAAAAGUAUAUAAUUUUCUUUAGGAAUGUAGUGGAGUAAAAGUACAAGUUGUCAGAAAUAUAAAUAGUAAAGUACAGAUACUCCCAAAAACUACUUAAGUAGUAAUUUCAAGAAUACAAAACACACUCUACCUGCCUUUAUUUUUUGCUCUCUCUCUUGCUCUCGCUGUCUCUGUCUCUCUCUCUCAGUUCCUCUAGGUGGUCUGGUAGAGAAUAAGGUGGUCUCUCUCCUGCUGGUGGCUGAACCAGAGAGUAUCUUUGCCAUGCCGGACCCCACCGUCCCCGACAGUGACAUCAAAGCCCUGACCACACUGUGUGACCUUGCCGACCGCGAACUGGUUGUCAACAUCGGCUGGGCCAAACACAUCCCAGGUAGGAAAACACACACAGACACACAUAUACGAAUACAUGGGUAUAUACACACACACACACACACACACACACAGUUAUAAAAAAUACAUAAUAUUCAAUAAGACUCUUAUCAGCUCAGAGUGGAGAUUAUUGCCCCCUGUGUUGGAUUAAGACUUUAGUCCAGAAACAGAAAACUGUGUGUAUGUGUGUGUGUGUGUGUGUGUGUGUGUGUGUGUGUGUCUGUGUGUCUGUGUGUGGUUGUGGUUGUGUCUGUGUCUGUGUGUCUGUAGUCUGCUAAGCAAAGGUAAGGAUGUGCCAGAGUCUAGUGCUACCUGGAAGUAUUAGCAAUAGUUUCCUUCACAACCUUAAUGUGGCAGUCUUAAAUACUCUUAGGGCCCGACAUCACUGUGGAAAAAGGGCCACAAAACAUGUAAUGUUAUCACGAUUUUCAGUUUGCUUCCAUAUGACUGGUUUCACAUUCAUCUCCAGGGAUCAUAAGGAAAAAUAGUAUAAAACAAUUGCUAUGUGUUCUCCAAAAGGAUUACUCAUUUACCUAGCUCUUAUUGAUAACUCUUAUAAAUGUAUAAAUUACAGUGCAUGGAGAUUAUAUCGGAAAAAAUAAAAUAGAUGCUUUUUCCACUUGGAAGCGGCAGAUUCGCUAGACCUUAUUCAUGGCUUCCUCGCGAGUAAAGGUGGUGGAAUUAUUAGGGAAUUAGGUCAAGGUCAGAACACGGCGCAUCUGUAGACAAACCUCCGCCACACCUUCAUUUAUUAAAUCUCCACCCCAAAUGAAUAGCGGGUGAAUAUCAUACUAUUCUCAUGCUUAAAUUCAAGGUCAGAAUACGUGGAGAGAGAAAAGUGCAUAAGAAUUAAGUUCCAUUUACGCCCGCUUAACUCAGGUCGGAAUUACCCCCUUAAUGUUUCUGCCCUUCGUCCCAAAGGAUAUUUCCCGCUGCUAAGAGAAGUGUUUAGGAAGAACUUCUAGAUUAGUGCUCUCCUGGAUGGAAGCGUUGGAAGCAAGCGAAGCUGAACUUCUAGAUUAGUGCUCUGCUGGAUGGAAGCGUUGGAAGCAAGAGAAGCUGUUUAAGCCUAUUAAGAUCAAUCUAUGGUUUAGUUGUGUAGUGACAACACAUAUGGAUCAUCGGACACACACUGAUGGUGGAGAUAAAGAGGAAAGAGGCCAUCUAUCUUCAGCCCCUCCGUUGAGUUUGCAUUCCACUCUGUUGUGGAUACAUGGUUGAGCUUGUGACAGCCCCCUAGUUUCUCUCUCUGUCUCUCAAAUCAAUUCAAUUCAAAGGGCUUUCUUGGCAUGGGAAACUUGUGUUUACAUUGCCAAAGCAAGUGGAAUAGACAAUAAACAAAAAGGGAAAUAAACAAGGUAAAUAUACAAAAGUUUUAAAACAAUAUAGACAUUUCAAAUGUUACAUUAUUGGCUAUGUACGAUGUUGUAACAAUGUGCAAAUAGUUGAAGUAUGAAAGGGGGGGGGGGGGGGGGGGGGGGGGGGGGGUAUACAGAAGAUCGCCCUAUUUGGUAAACGACCAAGUCCAUAUUACGGCAAGAACAGCUCAUAUAAGUGAAGAGAAACGACAGUCCAUCAUUACUUUAAGACUUGAAGGUCAGUCAAUCCAGAACAUUUCAAGAACUUUGAAAAGUUUCUUCAAGUGCAGUCGCGAAAACAUCAAGCGCUGUGAUGAAACUGGCUCUCGUGAGGACCACCACAGGAAUGGAAGACCCAGAGUUACCUCUGCUGCAGAGGAUAAGUUUAUUAGAGUUACCAGCCUCAGAAAUUGUAGCCCAAAUAAAUGCUUCACAGAGUUCAAGUCACAGACACAUCUCAACAGUUCAGAGGGGACUGUGUGAUUCAGGCCUUCAUGGUCGAAUUGCUGCAAAGAAACCACUACUAAAGGACACCAAUAAGAAUAAGAGACCUGCUUGGGCCAAGAAACAUGAGCAAUGAACAUUAGACCGGUGGAAAUGUGUCCUUUGGCCUGGAGUCCAAAUUUGAGAUUUUUGGUUCCAACCGCUGUGUCUUUGUGAGACGCGGUGUGGGUGAACGGAUGAUCUCUGCAUGUGUAUUUCCCACCGUAAAGCAUGGAGGAGGAGGUGUUAUGGUGUGGGGGUGCUUUGCUGGUGACACUGUCUGUGAUUUAUUUAGAAUUCAAGGCACACUUAACCAGCAUGGCUACCACAGCAUUCUACAGCGAUACGCCAUCCCAUCUUGUUUGGGCUUAGUGGGACUAUCAUUUGUUUUUCAACAGGACAAUGACCCAACACACCUCCAGGCUGUGUAGGGGCUAUUUUACCAAGAAGGAGAGUGGUGGAGUGCUGCAUCAGAUGACUUGGCCUCCACAAUCCCCUGACCUCAACCCAAUUGAGAUGGUUUGGGAUGAGUUGGACCGCAGAAUGAAGGAAUAGCAGCCAACAAGUGCUCAGCAUAUGUAGGAACUCCUUCAAGACUGUUGGAAAAGCAUUCCAGGUGAAGCUGGUUGAGAGAAUGCCAAGAGUGUGCAAAGCUGUCAUCAAGGCAAAUGGUGGCUAUUUUGAAGAAUCUCAAAUCUCAAAUAUAUUUUGAUUUGCUUAACACUUUUUUGUUUACUACAUGAUUCCAUAUGUGUUAUUUUAUAGUUUUGAUGUCUUCACUAUUAUUAUACAAUGUAAAAAAUAGUGAAAAUAAAGAAAAACCCUUGAAUGAGUAGGUGUGUCCAAACUUUUGACUGGUAGUGUGUGUAUGUAUAUGCAUAUAAUUAACAUCCCUACUGUGAAGUAGGAAAUGGCGUCAAACGCCCCCGAUCCUGAAUUCAAUCACAUAUAUCCAGUAUCUCUUCCUUCACUCUCUUUCUCUUUCCCCAAGCUUUUUCUCUCUCUCACUCAGAUGAAAGUAUUUUGGCUCUAUCAGCAGUUAAUGUCCUGUUCACACCCAAAACAUCACCAGGGAAACACCUGUGUUUUUGUUGAUGCUUGUCCAGUAAUGCUUACCCAACAAGCUGCCUAAGCAGGUGUGUGUGUGUGUGUGUGCGUUCGCGUGCGUGCGUGUCUGAGACUUUCCUGUUCAGCACUUUCUUCGUUCUCAAAGAAAGGAUGAAGAGCAACAAAGCGUUCCCCUCCUGGCUGCCUUGGAACUCUUCUUCUCUGCUUGUCACCAGUGUUUACUGUCAGAGUGGGAGUCUAACAUAAUCAGUCACAUGGAUGUGUGUAUUUGUAGCCCUUUGCCAGUGGAGCAUUUGUCUCUCUGGAGGAGUGGCGCAGCCAUGAGAAACAACCACCGACACAGACACACCAGGGACCCACUUGAGGGCAUGAUGGAGAGAGAGAGAAACUGAGAGAGAGAGUGGGAGGGCGGUAGGGAAUGAGCGAGAGGGCAAGAGAGAGAGAUCGAGAGUCAGCGAGAUGUUGUGAGAGGGGAAGAUACAGUAGAUAAGGACAGAGUGAGGAAGGACAGAGAGAAAGUAGUGUCAGCUCUAGACCCCUGGUAGCACCGUAAUGGUGGUGUCACAUCAACUCUGUUUGAGUGGCAGGCUACGGCACAUGGCUGGGAACCAAUGUCCUGGCAGAGGGGCCCAGGCUAUCUGCUACUGCCCAGGGGGAGGUGAGUCCAGCUUGGCCACUCAGCAGCCUGUCCCCCGUCCCCUCCUCUGCCUGGUCCUGUCAUGGAGACUGACGUUGAUUCUGUCUGAGGGCUAGGCUGGGAGAAGAUGAGCUUAAGACCCUCUCUCACACCACACUUUGGCCUUUUUUAGGCUGCCGUAAAUUGUCUGUGAAGUUAGUGUGUGUGUCUGUAGGGGCUCAGCUGAACCCUUCAUGCCCAGAUAACCUCAAAUUGAAGCCUGUACGCAUAUCAUUGUCCCAAGCUCUUCUCAUACCCUAACCCUUACUACAGCGUUGAGAAUGACAUCUCAUGGACUAACUACUCUGGGUUAAGUAAGAGGACCUCUUUGUCUCUGCCGACUUUGUCUUGUCUCUGCGGGACAGAGGAUGUCUCUGAUGCUCCUUUAUGUGUCCCCUUGUGUGUGUCCAUAUAGAGGUGUCCUCAAAGACAACGACAUACACACAGACUCACACAAUGCUACUCCCUCUCAUUCCAAUCAAUCUGGGAGAGAAAAGAGAGGAGCGGGAGCCACAGGCAUCCACAUGGCGAUUAUAAAAGCACCCGGACCCUGAUAAGAAUCACUGAUGGUGUAAAAAAAAAAAAAGCCCUUCUCCUUUCCUUCUGUAAAACGAAUCCUCUGGUUUUUAAUUAUGCUGUGUGUGUGUGUGCGAGGAGACUACAGAUUGUGUGGAUUUAAUCAUGCUCACAUGGGUGUGUAUCUGUUUGUCAAAGGGGGUGUCUUUAUUGGAUUGACAACUUAUGGGCUUUCACUAUUAAACUACUUCACACCCCUGCCUCUGCCCCUCUACCUCAACUGACCCCUCAUCCAAUGACCCUUCAGUUGACAUUGGUCUAAUAAUUCCAACGGGUCCAGCCAUUCUGACUAAAACCAUCACAAUUAUAUUUUCGAAUGCCAAUGUUUUUGAAACCUUGGUGUACUUUUCGUUUGUAUCUUUUCGAUGAAGAUAUGUCUUUAAAAUGGUCCUUCCCCUCCCUAAUUAGACCUUGCUAUAAACUCUCCAUCUCUCCCUUUUCUCCUCCAUCCCUCUUUCUCCAGGUUUCCCCUCGCUCUCGCUGGCAGACCAGAUGAGUCUACUGCAGAGCGGAUGGAUGGAGAUUCUGAUCCUGCGUGUGGUGUUUCGCUCGCUGGCCUUGGAGGAUAAACUGGUGUAUGCUAAGGACUACAUCAUGGAUGAGGAGCAGUCCAAACUGGCAGGUGUACUGGACCUAAACAACACCAUACUGCAGCUGGUGAAGAAAUACAAAGCCAUGAGGAUUGAAAAGGAGGAGUUUGUUGUCCUCAAGGCCAUCUCACUGGCUAACUCAGGUAUGAAACUUCACUGUGUUGGUGUAAUUGAGGUUGAGUUAGGCAUGCAUUUUCCAAUGACUAUUUGGCUUUGCUAGCGUUCAAUCUCUGCAUAUAUGCCAACAUCAUCUCUCAAUAUCUUCCUUCCUCUGCCCUAUCCAUGUUCCUUCCUUUCCAUCUGUCUCUCCCCUUCUCCACAGACUCCAUGCAGAUAGAGGACGUAGAUGCAGUCCAGAGGCUCCAGGAUGUGCUCCAUGGGGCCCUGCAGGAUUACGAGAGUGCUCAGCACACGGAGGACCCUCGGCGGGCAGGCAAGCUCAUUAUGACCCUGCCCCUGCUCCGGCAGACGGCCGCCAGGGCUGUGCAGCACUUCUGCAGCAUCAAGCAGGACGGCCGUGUGCCCAUGCACAAACUGUUCCUGGAACUGCUGGAGGCCAGGGCCUGACCAGCCACGUGGGACUAGGAUCACAUAGAGGAAGGAUAGGGUAGUGAUAGGUCAAGAUUAAUGCAGGAAGUGGUACUGUGCUGGAAGAACAGAGUGAACAGCAAUGAGUGGACCUGAACGGAGCCAAAAUGGCUCCUCUGUGAAGUUCCAGUUGCUCUUCUAUUAAGUCAUUGUUGUCCGAUCCUUCUUUAUGUCAUUCUGGGACUGUUGUGAGUUUGACAAGGCUAAUAAACCCUGCUCGCCAUUACAAACUCAGGAGGAGAGGAGAGGAGGAAGGACUGACAUCACCUUAGUGACAGGGAUAGCUGCCUUAUGAGGGAUUUUGAUGGCAGUUAUUGAUAUAAACCUAAACAGUUCUAGUGAAAUGAAGAAAGACACCCAAAACUUGAAGAUCCUCUAGGAUUAUUAUUUGUGUGAAACCAGCUCUAAGCCGGUUCAUCUUGCAUUGUAGUGCUUUAAUAACUUUUCUUUUUUAUAUAAAACUAAUUGUGGACAGGCUUGCCAAAGAACGGUGUGACACACAGUCAAAGGAUGCAGCAAGCGGUCACAAUAAUGUAUGGUGUCCUGUAAGGCACUCACCUAGCAUAAGUUAAGGAACUUGAUUUCAUUUAAAUACAUUAAGUACAUUUAACUCAAUGAUUAUGAAGGUGAGGGGAGAAAUUGAAAAAAG
This is a messenger RNA of Coregonus sp. 'balchen', 27136 nucleotides long. NCBI's taxonomy places the organism in Eukaryota, Metazoa, Chordata, Actinopteri, Salmoniformes, Salmonidae. The record is from the annotation of a GenBank genome assembly.